AUGUCACGAAACCUUAGUGUAAUCUUCAUGGAUCAAGCCUAUUGGCUAGUCGCCAUCAAUGCAAAGCCAAAUCACGGAAUCUUUGGCUUCAUCUUUGGCAGUCUCAUCUGGUUUGCCUUGCCAAUGUGUUUCGGUACAGCUUGCGGUCUAGCCUAUCUUGCUUUAGAACUGAUCAACGGAGGGCCUAUAGUUUCGGCUAAAGAAAUUUCCAUGGGAAUUGCUCCCUUUGUUGUUAUUGGCAGUAUCCUCGGAGCGCCAGGUCAGUUUAUGUUCCUGAUGAUAUUGGCAAUGGCCUUGAUCACUUCGGGUUUUGUGCAGAUCUGGGCAGUCGCCUCGAUCCUACUCGUGGACAUAUACGGCGUCUACAUUAGGGUGAGUUGGAAAUAUUGCAGAAACCAGUUCACGAAGAUGAUUUGGUAA
This is a messenger RNA of Protopolystoma xenopodis, 420 nucleotides long. The record is from the annotation of a GenBank genome assembly. Lineage: Eukaryota; Metazoa; Platyhelminthes; Monogenea; Polystomatidea; Polystomatidae.